UCUCCCCACCCUAACUAAGUUGGGCUGGGGAAGUUUACCCGAAGAGUCACUGAUUGUAAGUUCUCGGAUCAGCAACAGACAGUAUUUCCCAAACUUUCUGUUCUGAGACCAGAAACCUUGCUUUGUUCUAUGGGGACUUUAAGGGAUCCAGAUCUUAAAGGUAGCAUUGGACAUGUCAAGGCAUUGGAGCUUAUAUUUCUUCUCAUCCAAGAAUUCAGAAACUUGACAAUCAACUGAUUCACUAAAACCCAUCUCUGUAGAAAGAUUUUUAGAAGAUCCAUAGAAGAUGAAAGCAAGGGCCGGUAAUGGAAUAUGAAUACCAAAGUAUGGAAAUCAAAGAAUAAUAUCAGAAAUGCAAAAGUUCAAAAUGAACAGAGACAAUGAAGAAAGCUGGGAUUAACAAAAAUUGGGAGUAUGGCAAAGCAAGAAAGAGCAAAGAAGUAAUAAGACUAUCAUUUAGGGAGAAGGUAGAGCAGACAGCAGUCUAGAGUUACUGUGUGGCUUUCACCCUCUGCUACAAGCUGAAAGGCACAGCUUUCAGAAAUGUCAGAAAUCCUCCGGGAACUAGUCUACGUUUCUGAAAAGGCAGCAAACAUUGCCCGGGCCUGCAGGCAGCAAGAAUCACUUUUCCAACUACUAAUAGAAGAAAAGAAAGAAGGAGAAAAGAACAAGAAAUUUGUAAAUGACUUUAAGACAUUGGCUGAUGUACUGGUACAGGAAGUUAUAAAACAAAAUAUGGGCAACAAGUUUCCAGGCUUGGAGAAUCAUAUAUAUGGAGAAGAAUCCAAUGAAUUUACUAAUGAGUUAGGAGAAAAGAUCACAGUUAAAGUAUGUCCAUCAGAAGAAGAAACUGCACAACUUCUUAGUAAGGUUCUUAAUGGUAACAAGUUGGCAUCCGAAGCACUGGCCCAAGCUGUACAUCAAGAUAUUUCAUUUGCUGACCCAGCUCUGGAUUUGGUGAAAAUCAACAUUCCACAAGAUAUCAUGGGAAUGUGGGUGGAUCCCAUAGACUCUACUUAUCAAUACAUAAAAGGGUCUGCUGACAUCAAGCCCAAUCGAGGAAUAUUUCCAUGUGGACUUCAGUGUGUUACUAUAUUAAUUGGUGUCUAUGAUAGACAAACAGGGGUGCCAUUGAUUGGAGUCAUCAAUCAACCAUUUGCUUCACAAGAUGUAAAAACACUCAGGUGGAAAGGACAGUACUUUUGGGGCCUUUCUUAUAUGGACUCCAACAUUCAUUCACUUCAGCUUUCCAAUGAGAACGGAAAUGAUGGUGAAGCAGCCAGCCAGCUGACUGAAGAGACCAGCUGUGAACCUAAAUUCACCAAGCACUUUUCUGCUGUCAUUAGUACAAGUGAAAAGGACACCAUCAAAACAGCCCUAUCCAAUAUAUGUGGUGAAAAUGUAUAUGGGGCAGCUGGAGCUGGGUACAAGAGCCUUUGUGUUGUACAAGGUUUUGCUGAUGUCUACAUCUUUUCCGAGGAUACCACAUUCAAAUGGGACUCCUGUGCUGCGCAUGCCAUAUUGAAGUCAAUUGGUGGAGGAAUGGUGGAUUUGAGGGAGUGCUUAAAAAGAAACCCAGAAACUGGGCUUGAUUUGCCGCACUUGUUGUACAAUGUGGACAAUCAAGGGGCUACUGGUAUAGAUCGAUGGGCCAAUAAGGGUGGACUUGUUGCUUACAGAUCACAGCAAAGGCUAGAAACAUUCCUGGAUCUGCUGAUUGAAAACUUGUCACUUUCUAACAUGUUGACAUAGGUUGGCACCUGAAAUCAGUGUGUAUUUGUCUUAUACCAUAACAGUAUUUCUGAUUUACCUUUAUCUCUAAAGUAGCUUUGUAUUGUUUUGUGGUUAAAUGUUCAAGUUCUUCCUAUGAAUAGCAAUACCUAUUUGCACUUAAAACCAAUUCUUUUUCUAUUACUAUGCUUUAAACAUCACUAAUUCUGAUCUUUGAGCCGAAGAAUUUUGUGUAACAAUAUAAAAAUGUAUCUAGCGCAACGUUAGUCUACCAAAGACUGGUCCAAAACAUAGAAUAUUUAAAUUAUACAGUAGAUUCUUUGGAUUAUAGUAAAUUUUUAUGGGAAAAGAUUCAUUUGUGUGGAAAAUGGAUAGUAUUCUAAAUCUAUACCCAAUGACUUACCCUCCAACAAAAAAAACUAAGUUACAAAGAAUUUGGAGAGAAUAGUCUUCAUACCAUAUGAAUCUUUGCUUCUAUAAAUGUUGCUUACUCUUAUUAAAAUUAUCUGGUAGAUCCUACUCCUAUUUUGUGGUCUUUCAGACCCAGUGCUGCUAACUACAAAGAUAAGCAGGAUGGGAGAAAAGCUUGAGCUCAAACUCACACUGAGAAUAUGCGAGCUAAAGGGGAUCAAAAGCAGAAAGAGCCCCUUCAAAAUUUAAUUUUCUUAGGAUUACCAGACUGUUGUCUGCCGUAUGCCCUCUGGUGGUUAUUUAGAGUGCCUGCAGUGUUCUCUAUCAACAUAAAGCACUGAACUCUAGUUUCUUAAUGGAGGAUAUUUAGUAUGCAGACGAUUGAAAUUUCAAAUCAUGGUCCAUCUUCUGAUUUUUUUCUUUGUCUUUCCUUCUAGGACUUUCUGAUAAAUAUUUAUUAAGUACCUGCCAGGUACUAUACU
Molecule: messenger RNA, 2624 nt
Organism: Vombatus ursinus (common wombat)
Lineage: Eukaryota; Metazoa; Chordata; Mammalia; Diprotodontia; Vombatidae
Gene: INPP1
Product: inositol polyphosphate-1-phosphatase
Exons: 7
Coding region: 544-1752 (402 amino acids)
Biological process (GO): phosphatidylinositol phosphate biosynthetic process
Molecular function (GO): inositol-1,4-bisphosphate 1-phosphatase activity
Source: RefSeq, a predicted model, not a curated record